AUGGCUUAUCGUAUAAACACGAGGGCUUAUUCAUUAUCCUCUUCCGAACCUCCUCUGGCUCAGAAAUUAACAAAUGAUCCCGUCACUCAGAAAACUGCGCGCAGCACUGUUACUAGUUUUUACCAGACACAUAUUGGAGGUUACUGGAGAAAUGUGACCGUAUUAUGGAGCAAGGAUUUGUCGAGUCAUUCUCUGAGUAUAUCUGUUGCAACCAUGGAAAGUGAAGAUCAUCAGACAUGCAAAAUUGACGUUAGACCUUGGCAGUUUUGGGCAAAGAAAGGGUACAAAACCUUUCAGGUUGAUGGGAAUCAAUUGGAUGUCUAUUGGGAUUUUCGUUCAGCAAAAUUUUCGAGUAGUCCAGAACCCUGUUCAGAUUUCUACGUUGCAUUAGUUUCUGGUGAAGAAAUGGCAUUAUUGUUAGGGGAUUACACCGAAAAGGCCUGUAAGAGAACAAAAUCAAAAGCAGCCCUGGUUGAUGCAAUGCUGUUUUACAAAGAAGAGCACGUAUUUGGGAAGAAAUCUUUCUCCACAAGGACAAAAUUCGACUGCAGGAAAAAGGAGCACGACAUUGUUGUAGAGAGCUCGACUUCAGGGACUAGAGAACCCGAAAUGUGGAUUAGCAUAGAUGGGAUUGUGUUGAUACAUAUUCGAAACCUGCAGUGGAAAUUCAGGGGGAAUCAGACAAUCUUAGUUAAUAAGCAACCCGUUCAAGUCUUUUGGGACGUAUAUGCUUGGCUAUUUUGCAUACCGGGCUCAAACCAUGCGUUGUUUAUCUUCAAGCCAGGUGCACCGGAGGUGGAUAGUGACAAAGAUGAAAGCUGCAGCCAUGGCGAUGGAAGUGAUUGCAGUGGGGAUAGCAAGUAUUAUUCGACGAUAAGCUAUUCACAGGCUUCAAGAAUACCAUCACGGCAUCGCCUAUACUUAAUGGGUCCCGGCAAGUGGAGGAAUAGCUGCAGAAUCUUGGCUUCGAUAUAUAUAUUUUUUUUUCUAUUUAACACUUUUGCUUUGUUGAAUUCUGCGUCAAGAGUUCAAGCUUGGAGUUACCCUAAUUGGAAUAGUUUUGAGAACAAUGAUAAGAGGAAAAAAUAA
Messenger RNA from Fraxinus pennsylvanica, 1089 nucleotides. The record is from the annotation of a GenBank genome assembly. NCBI's taxonomy places the organism in Eukaryota, Viridiplantae, Streptophyta, Magnoliopsida, Lamiales, Oleaceae.